AUCCCACCCAGCCCGAAAUACGAAAUACGAGAAUUGUCCGGGAUCGUGCUGGCGGUUCAGCUGAUUCAUCACAGCGCUUGAAAGCCCAACUUCAGUGGUAGCCAAGACCAGACCUCACCACAUUCACCACCUCCUUCCAUUCCUCGAAAUUCAUUCGCAGCCAUGACAAUCACAAGAAACAUACCACUUCCAUCUCCACGGACGGCAGGCACCAUCCUCGCCGUCCUCCUCACCCCAGUCCUGCUCGAGACCGGCUACCUGCUCUACCUCAAGCGCACCGUCACGCGCCGCACCGUGGCCUCGGCGGGGCGACGCCUCCCCGCAGCAGCAGCGGCAGCAGCAGCAGGGAAACCCACCGCAGACGAGAACUCAAAGGCACGGGAGACGAUCCCGGCAUCGGUGAAGCGGCCGACCAAGCUCCCCGCCGCGGUCGCCGACGACGCGUCGCAGGACUACGUCCUGGCGUACGAGCGCCUCGUGUCGCACCCGGUCGCGGCCGCGUCGCUGCGGGACGGGCAGCAGCAGCAGCUGCUGCUGACGAGCUACGUGCGCGCGACGAUGAAGGCGUUCGCGCGGACGCCGCAGUCGUUCGCGAUCCGCGCGGCGGCCGGGCCGGACGCGCGCCGCACGUUCGCCCCGGCGUACAUCGACGGGUUGGCGUUUGGGCCCGGCGACCGCGUCGAUGGCGUGUACACGGUCGCGUACCGCGGGUCGGGCGGGCCGGGCGGGCGGGGGGAGGAGAGGGUCGAGCUGAUGCUGGAUGCGCCCGAGGGGUACCGUGGGCCCGUGGUGACGGGGAUGAUCGUCGCGGCGGUCGAGGUGGUCCCCGGUGAUGCGGAGCGGCCGGAGCAGGUCGUGUUUGUUAAUGAGACGUGGAUGUGGAGGAGGUUGGAUGAGCGGCCCACGAUGUUGGAGGGCUCGUUGGGUAGCUGGUUGCAUUCCUUGCUGGCCGGGUGGCUGGUGGUGAAGGGCGUUGAAGCUGUCACGAAAUGAGUGGGGGUAGAGGCGGAGGGGUUUGUUUUUGUGGCUUGGAGGCUAUGUUUGUGUCCAUCAUGAUGUAAAACAGGCGCGUGUAUUUGAUCUCUUAUCUUUGACCUUGCGCAUCCCUUGAAUCGGUAAUAGGCUCCCAACCGUAAACAGAACAUAUAUAUGUAGGUAUAUGAAGAAAGUUACCAAAG
Messenger RNA from Phialemonium atrogriseum, 1178 nucleotides. RefSeq lists its product as uncharacterized. The coding region runs from base 163 to 993 and encodes 276 amino acids. The record is from RefSeq and is a predicted model, not a curated record. Lineage: Eukaryota; Fungi; Ascomycota; Sordariomycetes; Cephalothecales; Cephalothecaceae. The transcript has a single exon.